AUUAGCAUGGAAGAGAAUGCUUAUAUUUCUUUUGCGGCAGAUGCACCUAACGCUAUAUCAUGUCAGUGAUAUAGUCAGCGAUUAUAAUGUAUUAAUUAAAUACAACUGGUAUGAAAACAUUGCAUACAAAGAAUUUUAUUUUAAUUGCAGUUAGCGAAUCAAGGUAAAAUAAAAAAUCAGAAAAGCGCGUACGACUCCAGAUAUUAAAGUUAAAAUUGGCAAACGCAUCAAUCUUGAGAAACUCGAAUGCACGACGCGAGUUCCUCGAGCUAAAGAUACCUCGAUGCCCAGGAUAAUGGUGAAGAAGCCUUAGAGAGUGCGAUGGACGAUGCCAAGGCGAAGUUUGUAAAUGGCGCACUUGAACAUGAAAUCGUUACUGGGAAUGGAUUGCUCGUGAAAUUUGUUUCGCUGGUAUUGGAUGUAUGCCAGUAUCCCGACAAGUAUAACAACGAAAAUGUACUCAGCAAAAUGAUGACGAUAAGCUCUGAAUUUUGCGAACAAUCUGUGCAACUUUUGAUCACCAGAUUGGAGCGAUCGCCGCAUUCCGGGAUCCGAUCAAAUAUAUGCUGAUUGGAUUAAGUGAUCUCGCUACUAGGUUCUUUAA
This is a messenger RNA of Solenopsis invicta (red fire ant), 604 nucleotides long. Its product is annotated as condensin complex subunit 1-like. The record is from RefSeq and is a predicted model, not a curated record. The transcript is spliced from 2 exons. Lineage: Eukaryota; Metazoa; Arthropoda; Insecta; Hymenoptera; Formicidae. The coding region runs from base 322 to 570 and encodes 82 amino acids.